Messenger RNA from Penicillium longicatenatum, 876 nucleotides. RefSeq names its product enoyl-CoA hydratase echA (gene echA). The record is from RefSeq and is a predicted model, not a curated record. Gene Ontology annotation, molecular function: enoyl-CoA hydratase activity. Lineage: Eukaryota; Fungi; Ascomycota; Eurotiomycetes; Eurotiales; Aspergillaceae. The transcript has 4 exons. Bases 1 to 876 code for a protein of 291 amino acids. Gene Ontology annotation, cellular component: mitochondrion. Gene Ontology annotation, biological process: fatty acid beta-oxidation.
AUGUUUGCGCGUCGUUGUGCCCGUCUCGCUACCUCCAAGACAGCCGUCCCAUUGACCUCCUUCCUAGCUCGAGCACGUUACUCCACCGGGCCGAGCUAUGAGCACAUCCUCGUCUCGACCCCAAAGCCCGGCGUUGGCAUGAUAACCCUCAACCGACCCAAGGCUUUGAAUGCUCUCUGCAGCCCUCUUCUCUCAGAGCUGAACGAUGCAUUGAGCAAGUACGACACGGACAAAGAUGUCGGCGCUAUCAUCAUUACAGGCAGCGAGAAGGCUUUCGCCGCCGGAGCCGACAUCAAAGAAAUGGCUCCCCUAACAUUCGCAUCGGCAUACACAAACAACUUCAUCGCCCCCUGGUCGCACCUAGCAAACAGCAUCCGGAAACCCGUCAUCGCCGCUGUCUCAGGCUACGCCCUCGGCGGUGGCUGCGAGCUCGCAUUGAUGUGCGACAUAAUCUACUGCAGCAGCAACGCCACUUUUGGACAACCUGAGAUCAAGCUGGGUGUUAUCCCCGGCGCGGGUGGAUCGCAGCGUCUGACUGCAGCUGUUGGCAAGAGUAAGGCCAUGGAGUUGAUUCUGACAGGCAAGAACUUCAGUGGAAAGGAGGCUGGUGCAUGGGGUGUCGCGGCCGAGGUUGUUGAGGGCGGACACCAGGAGUUGCUUGAUGUUGCGUUCAAGACUGCUGAGAAGAUUGCGGGAAAUAGUCGGGUUGCUACGCUUGCGGCUAAGGAGGUGGUGAAUAAGAGUCAGGAACUUUCUUUGAGAGAGGGUGUUGAGUACGAGCGGAGAAUUUUCCAUGGGUUGUUUGGAAGUAAGGAUCAGAAAAUUGGUAUGACUGCUUUCGCUGAGAAGAAGAAGCCUGAGUGGUCGCAUGAGUAA